Plasmopara halstedii is the source of this 1020-nucleotide messenger RNA. RefSeq lists its product as uncharacterized. The record is from RefSeq and is a predicted model, not a curated record. Lineage: Eukaryota; Oomycota; Peronosporomycetes; Peronosporales; Peronosporaceae. The transcript is spliced from 3 exons. The coding region runs from base 1 to 1020 and encodes 339 amino acids.
AUGGGCGAAGUGAUUCGUGUGCUGCUGCUCAAUCCGCUCACAAGUGUCACAUCGCUCGUUAUUACAAACUCAGAUGAUGAUCCUGCACCGAGUAUUUUAGCUAAAUGCAAAGUGCUUCUUCAUCCGACCAAGUCUAAGAGCGAGAAAGGCGUCGUGAUUCGAAAGAAUGCGCUGGAUCGGUCAAUUCGAGAUGGGGAUCUACUUUCUCUCGAGGGGUUUCAACUUGAUGAAGCCACUGGUCCCCCGCCUGAGCUCUUGGACAUUAUGGACACGCUGGAUUUUGACGUUUCUAUGGACUUUGGUGCUGGUUUGACCCCUUCCGAAAAUUUUAAUUCAAUAGCAAGUGUUGCUGCCAAAACGGUGUCAGAGCCUACGAUCACGCACAUGGCCAAUAAUGUAGGGCAGAUACCUCCUCCUGUCGGAAUAUCGUUCGGAAAUUCACGCAAGCCAAAACGUGGUCGUAGUUUGUCGUCCAAAUUCUGGCUAGUCAAUAAGCUUGCGGCCAGUGGUCAGAUUAGUAAGGAGCAGAAAGACUCGCUGAAGAUGCUGCUCAUUGCAUCAGAUGACUCGGCGCUACACCAGGCGUUUGAACGCUACGAGGAGACAGGAGAUCUUGACACACUGCUGAAUCUUCAUAUAAAUGCAAAAAAAUCAUUUGCAGGCUUGCCGCCGCUUUCGACAGAAGGUUUUGACUUUCAGCUCACGCAAAACAUUGAGAACGAAUUGGAUCUAUUAUCCAUGCGAAGCUUUAGCCUGGGCGGAAGUACAGGAAAUUUAGUUUCUUUAAUAGACCAGUCGCUCGCUCCUGAUGUGGCACCGCCAAGUAAUGGAAGCAACAGCGCAAAUAAUGAACCGAUUCCGUUUAUAAGCACAAAUACUGAACUGGAAGAUCCGGUAGAUGCGCUGAUAGAAUCCACACUAAACUCGCUGCCUAUGCCUAUUGGUCACGACGAUGACCAAAGUUUGCCGUCAGCAUUGCCUGGUGACUUGCAUGGCAUGGAGGAGUGGCUCAAGGAUUAA